This is a messenger RNA of Oppia nitens, 1245 nucleotides long. It is a transcript of the gene spn-A, whose product is annotated as DNA repair protein RAD51 homolog 1-like. The record is from RefSeq and is a predicted model, not a curated record. Gene Ontology annotation, cellular component: condensed nuclear chromosome. NCBI's taxonomy places the organism in Eukaryota, Metazoa, Arthropoda, Arachnida, Sarcoptiformes, Oppiidae. The coding region runs from base 166 to 1245 and encodes 359 amino acids. The transcript is spliced from 3 exons. Gene Ontology annotation, molecular function: ATP hydrolysis activity; ATP-dependent DNA damage sensor activity; double-stranded DNA binding. Gene Ontology annotation, biological process: DNA recombinase assembly; chromosome organization involved in meiotic cell cycle; DNA strand invasion.
AUUGGUUGUCAAACGUAUUGAAUGUGUGUCUCAUUUGGCGCUCAUUUGAUGUUUUGAUUGCGUUUGAUAUAAAUGUUUGGUUUUAAGACAACUAUUAUUUGAUUGUCUUUAUUGUCAUUUGAUUCACGUUUAAGACUAACAUUUAGUGUCCAAUAAAUCAAACAAAUGGCUCAAAGACAGAGAGGACGCCAAAGGGAUGUCGAGAUAAUGGACGACAAGGAAAACGAGAGUCUGGAAGACGACCAAAGUGUGGACGAGACGACUGCUGAGGAAGAAUUGGAUCAAAAUUUCACACCAAUUAACAAAUUAGAAGGAAAUGGCAUCACUAACGGUGAUAUCAAGAAAUUACAAGAAGCCGGUCAUCAUACGGUUGAAUCAGUGGCUUAUGUCACCAAAAAUAGUUUACUCAAAAUUAAAGGCAUUUCUGAACAAAAGGCUGAUAAGAUUAUUGCGGGUGCAAUGAAAUUGGUUCCGAUGGGCUUCUCGACCGCCACUGAAUACCAUAUCAAACGCUCAGAUAUUGUGGUCAUAACAACCGGAUCUAAAGAGUUGGACAAUCUAUUGAAAGGAGGUGUUGAGACGGGAUCUAUAACUGAGAUGUUCGGAGAGUUCCGAACCGGGAAAUCGCAAUUAUGUCAUCAAAUGGCCGUUACGUGUCAGUUGCCCUUCGAUGACGGCGGGGCUGAAGGAAAGUGUUUAUUCAUUUGCACUGAAGGCACGUUCAGACCCGAGCGGUUCAUUGAUAUCGCUCGACGAUAUAAACUCAAUGAAAAUCAAGUGUUGGAUAACAUUGCGUACGCCCGCGCCUACAAUAGUGAUCAUCAAACACAGCUACUCAUAGAAGCUGCGCAUAUGAUGUCUGAGUCAAGAUAUGCGCUUCUUGUGGUUGAUAGCGCUACUGCUCUUUAUAGGACUGAUUUUUGCGGCAGAGGAGAGUUGGCCGCCCGUCAAAUGCAUUUGGCCAGAUUUAUGCGAAUGCUUCAACGAUUGGCAGAUCAGUUUGGUGUAGCCGUAGUCAUCACCAAUCAAGUUGUCGCUAAUGUUGACGCCAGUGCUAUGUUUUCGGCCGACACUAAAAAACCAAUAGGUGGUCAUAUUAUGGCUCACGCAUCCACUACUCGACUAUACCUCAAGAAAGCCAAAGGAGAGAACAGAAUUUGUCGCGUUUAUGACUCUCCGAAUCUGCCCGAAGCUGACGCCAGCUUUUCUAUCAAUGCCGAUGGUAUUGGAGACCCAAAAGAAUAG